AUAAAAGCGGGGUGAGAGGCAGCCGCCGGCGAGUCCGGUGGGCAACCGGGGCGGCACCGCGGGGCCACCUGCCAGUGUGGCCUUGCCACCGAUGACUGGCGCAGCCUGACGCUCGUGGAGGGACAGCCACCGGCCACGAGCCGUCCUGACUUGGCGAAGCGGGUGCUCGGCGGGACGGGGAGCAGCGGCAGGCAGCGUCUGCAGGGCGAGAUGGCACGGUGGGCACUGGCACUGGCACUCUGCCUGUCCCUGUCUGCAGUGGCAUCUGCCGACUGUGUCACCCAGUGCUCCCUCUGCGCAGCCCAGAGCCGCGGUGCCGAGAGCAGCGUCCAGCCCCUGAUGUGCCUGUGGGAAUGCCAGGGCUCCUUGUCACCCGGCCCCGAGUGGGAGAUGUGCAGGAAGGCGCUGGCGCUCCUGGCCCCACUGGUGGCCCUGGCCGAGGGGACAGAGCCAUCCCCACAGGAGGCAGAGGAGGAUGAGGCAGAGCCAGAGCAGGCUCUGGGCGCUGCAGAGCUGCCACCAGCGCCGGCCAAGCGCUACGGGGGCUUCAUGAAGAUGAUGUCCAAGGCGAGGCUGCUGUCCCUGCUCCGCGAGAACGCUCACGCCAAGGGUGGCCUCAGCAAGAAGUCCGGGGGCUUCGGCCGCAAGCCGGGCGAGCGAGCGGCCCCCGAGGACUACCCAGGGCCAGCAGGGGACGGGGACGAGGAGCCCACGGGGGCCGAGGGGCCGGAGCUGCACAAGCGCUACGGGGGCUUCCUGCGCCGCAUCCGGCCCAAGCUCAAGUGGGACAAUCAGAAGCGCUACGGGGGCUUCCUGCGGCGGCAGUUCAAGGUGACCACGCGGUCGGACGAGGAGCCCAGCGCCUACUCAGGGGAGGUCUCAGACCUAUAGAGCCAGGCGUGGCUCCCCACACUGCCACUGCCACCCCGACCGUGCCAUCACCCCCAGCCCUGUCCCCUGCCCGGCCCCGUGUGGCCGGUGUCACCCUUGCCUCAUUCGCUCAGGGGACCGUGAGUUCCAUCCCAUUGUCCCUCUCUGGUUCACCUGCCCAUCCUGUGUGCGGAGGGGACAGUGCCACUCCUCCGGCUGCUGGUGGGGUAGCUGUGGCCCAGCCCAGGGUUCCCGGGGGGUAUUGCUGGGGACAGAGAUCCUCCAUCCUCCCGUGGCUGCUGGAGCACAGCAGCAUCUGCAAACCACCAGAGCUGAGCUACAGGGCAGGGGGCUCCGAGCACUGGGAAGGAUGAAGCAGGGCUGGACUGGGGAGGCCACGGGCAGAGGUGGCUGGUGGAACCACAGCACCAUCACCAGGUGUUCAAGCACUGCUGAGCCCAGCCCUCACUCCCCUCCCCGAGCCUCUCACAGUGCCCCACCGAUCCCAGCACCCUCCUGGUGCCCCUGGGCUCCCCCUCCAAGAGCGACUCCAGAGGCAGGGUCAGCCCCAAGCCCCAACACCCAACUCCCCCUGCAGUCAAUAAAAGGCAGAUGCCAACGAAGCUGAA
Molecule: messenger RNA, 1499 nt
Organism: Zonotrichia leucophrys gambelii
Lineage: Eukaryota; Metazoa; Chordata; Aves; Passeriformes; Passerellidae
Gene: PDYN
Product: prodynorphin
Exons: 3
Coding region: 211-891 (226 amino acids)
Biological process (GO): chemical synaptic transmission; neuropeptide signaling pathway; sensory perception
Cellular component (GO): neuronal cell body; axon terminus; dendrite
Molecular function (GO): opioid receptor binding
Source: RefSeq, a predicted model, not a curated record